AUGGAUACAAUAGAACCGUGCGAGACAGCUGCCCCCUUCGCGCGUCCCACCAGCUUGCCUGCUGCAGAAACCAGCAACAGCAACAACAACAGCAGCAACGCAACCACCACCAGCAGCAACAGCAACAACAACACACCCGCCAACGGCAGCAACAGCAGCAUCAGCAACAGCAGCAUCAGCAACAGCAGCAGGGAUUCAAUAUGGAUAGAGAAAUACCGUCCCCAGACCCUCGAUGACGUCGGGCCUCCCGGUACUGGGAAGACGUCCAGCGUCCUUUGCUUAGCUCGCCAACUCCUCCAAAACAAAUGGCGCAACAGCUGCUUAGAACUUAAUGCCUCAGAUGAACGGAGCAUUGAUGUCGUGAGGGAUCGGAUAAAAGGAUUUGCAAAAGAGAAGAGAGAUCUGCCGCCAGGUCGCCACAAGAUAGCCUUGCGACGCAUCAUGGAGCAGCAUAGCGACACGACGCGUUUCGCCUUGGCCUGCAACUCGUCGACUUCUGUCAUUGAGCCGCUGCAGUCCCGCUGCGCGAUCCUUAGAUUCACCAAACUCGCAGAUGCGCACCUGGUGCAACGGCUACGGGAGGUUUGCGCCAAGGAGAAUGUCACUUUUACGGAUGAUGGCAUAGAGGCCAUCGUGUUCUCCGCAGACGGCGACAUGCGCAGCGCGCUGAACAAUCUCCAGUCCACAGUCUCCGGAUUCGGCCUCGUCGAUAAGGCAAACGUGGAAAAGGUUUGCGAUACGCCUCCCCCGGAGAUGCUGCGCCGUAUACUGCAGCUCUGUGUGGCUGGUGAUUGGUACGGGGCACAGUCUGUUGCUCGCGUGAUUCUGGGCUUGGGUUAUACACCCUUGGAUGUCGUCACAACAUUAAGAGGGGUUUUGAGAAGGUCGGAUGGAGAAUUGCAAGAGCAUCUUCUUCUCGAAUUUCUCGGAAUUGUUGGACUGGCGCAUAUGACCAUGGCGGGGGGCCUUUGCACAGAGCUGCAGAUGGAGUGA
Messenger RNA from Eimeria maxima, 993 nucleotides. Its product is annotated as replication factor c subunit, putative. The record is from RefSeq and is a predicted model, not a curated record. The coding region runs from base 1 to 993 and encodes 330 amino acids. The transcript has 9 exons. Gene Ontology annotation, biological process: DNA-templated DNA replication; DNA repair. Gene Ontology annotation, molecular function: DNA clamp loader activity; DNA binding. Lineage: Eukaryota; Apicomplexa; Conoidasida; Eucoccidiorida; Eimeriidae. Gene Ontology annotation, cellular component: DNA replication factor C complex; nucleus.